AUGUCCUCUCAAAACGCCAUCCGGAGAAAGCUCGUCAUUGUCGGCGACGGUGCAUGCGGCAAGACGUCAUUGCUCUGCUCGUUUGCGCUGGGAGAGUUCCCUAAGGAAUAUGUGAGCACUCCAAUCUUCGAGAACUAUGUCGCGGAGAUUCGGCUAGACGGCAAGCCUGUCCAGCUAGCGCUAUGGGAUACUGCCGGCCAGGAAGAAUACGAGCGCCUACGGCCGAUGUCUUACUCCAAGUCGCACGUCAUCCUGAUUGCAUAUGCUAUUGACACGCCAGACUCCCUGGAUAACGUCACUGUGAAGUGGAUAGAAGAAGUGCGAUCGAUCUGCGGGCCCACAAUUCCUGUGAUCCUUGUCGGCUGCAAGUCAGAUCUUCGGCCACCAGAGGGCUCGCCGAACGCUGGGCAGUUCGUUACACGCGCUGAGGCAGAGCGGGUCGCACACGCCAUCGGGGCGCGCGCGUACAAGGAGUGCAGUGCGCUGAAGAUUGAGGGCGUGGACGACGUGUUUGAGGCGGCGACGCGGGCGAGCAUGCUAAUGCGGGAAGGUGUGCCGGCGCAUGUGCCGAGCGCCGGGCGCGGGCAUGAGCGGCGGGGCAGCCGGAGCGGGAACCGCGACUGGGAGGGCAACAAGUGUUGUGUGAUCUGCUGA
This is a messenger RNA of Postia placenta MAD-698-R-SB12, 654 nucleotides long. RefSeq lists its product as hypothetical. Gene Ontology annotation, biological process: small GTPase-mediated signal transduction. Bases 1 to 654 code for a protein of 217 amino acids. The transcript has 8 exons. The record is from RefSeq and is a predicted model, not a curated record. Gene Ontology annotation, molecular function: GTP binding; GTPase activity. Lineage: Eukaryota; Fungi; Basidiomycota; Agaricomycetes; Polyporales; Adustoporiaceae.